This is a messenger RNA of Vanrija pseudolonga, 1664 nucleotides long. RefSeq lists its product as uncharacterized. Bases 1 to 1656 code for a protein of 551 amino acids. The transcript is spliced from 4 exons. Gene Ontology annotation, molecular function: zinc ion binding; DNA-binding transcription factor activity, RNA polymerase II-specific. Gene Ontology annotation, biological process: regulation of DNA-templated transcription. The record is from RefSeq and is a predicted model, not a curated record. NCBI's taxonomy places the organism in Eukaryota, Fungi, Basidiomycota, Tremellomycetes, Trichosporonales, Trichosporonaceae.
AUGCCCCGCUCCCUCUCCGAGCUGCGCGCGGCCGACGAGGCGUCGUCCAAGCGACGGCGGUACGAGCGCAAGUCGACGGGAUGCCGCCCAUGCCGGCUCCACCACGUCAAGUGCGUCGAGGGCGCCCUCGGGCCGUCGGGCCGCAAGCUCACCUGCCGCCGCUGCUGGGAGACGCAGCGCGAGUGCUUUUAUCCCGUCGGUGGGAGCGUGCAGCGCGGCAAGCUGGCCUCGGAGCCGUGGGAGCGCGCCGAGGAGGGCGACUGCUGGACCGAGGAGGCGGGGGACGUUAUCGAGAUUCGCCGCGAUCGCUCCGUGUCCAUCUCGGCUUCGACGAGCGCUAUCGCCGUGCGGUCCACCGCCGCCGCCGCAUCGCCCGGCCCCGCAUCGCCCCGCCUGCCAACCAUCUCGAACCUAAUCUCCCUCCUCACGCCUGCCCCCGCGUCCCCGCUGUCGACAUUCACGCUGGCGUCCCUCACGACCUCACCGCUCGAACGCACAGCAGUCACGUUCUUCGAGACACGGGGGUGCACCGACAUCGUGGCAGCCGCGACGCCGGCGCAGAACUGGAUCUUCACGCAGCUCCUCCCGCGCGUGUUCGCGAGCCUGCUCACGCCGACGGGCGCGACCGACGCCUCGGGCCUGCUGCGCAAAUGGCUGCACAACAACUUGCUCGAGCUGAGCUGUAUCCAGCGCUCCCAUGUCGAGGGGGACGCGCACAAGGCCGCGAUAUGGCGCGCCGAGGCGGGCAAGUACCACAACGUCGCGGACGGCGCCAUGUUCCGCGCCAAGGUGCUCUUCCCUUCCCAGUGGAAGACGGACGAGUAUUUGAUGGGCUUCUACAUCCGCUGCGUGUCCGAGCUGCUCACCGACGGCGAGUUCAACAUCGACGCCAAGACGUCCGCGGACCUCCCUUCGCCGGAUAGCGACUUCCACGCGAUCGUGCGGCAGCUGGUGACGAUCUACGCGAUACAAAAGUUCAGCUGUACGCCGGUGGAGCGGAUGCCUGGCGCGCUGCCUGCCGUCGAGCUGUUACCUGACAGCCCGGGGUUACGCGCUGUCGAGGAUUACUUUGGCUUCACGCCGCGCGCGGCCGAGCUCCUUCAGCGCGUGAGCUCCAUGGUUGCGCAGCGCAGCGUCAUCCUGUCGAUGGGCACGCACGGCGAAGUGGCCGGCAUGCUGCUGGCCGCGGAGGCGGAGGGGGUCAUGACGCAGCUUGUUGACCGGUGGGAGUGGGACGAGGAGGGGUGGGAUGCGGGCCGGCCGGGGCGGGUACAGCGCGGCAACGAGGUGAUGCGGUGCGCGCUCAUCGCCAUGCUGCACUGCGAGGUGCUCAACCGCGACCUGGACGACGCGCGCAUCGUGGAGGCAAGAAAGCGCGGGCUCGAGCUCGUCGCCGACGCCGAGGCGGACACUCUGCCCGGUAUGGUGUGGCCGCUAAGUAUACUGGCCAUCUACACCCGCGACAAGGAAGAACGUACCCGCGUCCACGACCUCGUCAGGCUCGCCAUCACCGUGUCGUACGGCGCCGGGUACCCCAACCCCGACGACGUGUUCAACCUCUGCUGGGACAUCCUCGACUCGCGCGGCAAGUACGAGAAUGGGAUUGCGCCGUGGCGUGAGGCGAUGAAGAUGUUUGGCAAGAGCUUGUUGUUGUAGUAGAGCAG